GGACAUACCCAAUGAAAGUCCAAGGGGAUAUCAUUGGACAUUCCUAGUCUAAUCCUCGGAAUUGCAGAUGGGGCAAUUCCUCAUUCACACGACGAUUUUUCUUACAUUCGAGUUUCUUUGUUAAAAUCGCCCAAACUUUUUUUUAAAUUUUAGCAUAAAACAUAAAUUCCUCGACGAUCUUUUCGGGAUAAUGCUGCAUUCACAUCCAGAACCCUUCCUCAAUGAUUCCUUGGAAAGAUUGUUCUGUAAAAAGUAUCUAUUCGCCCGGCAGGCACAUUGGAAGCUCCCAGAAGUCGAUGUUUUGUUUACCCAGAAGAAUUUCCAAGAUAAUCACCUUCAGGAGACCAAACAGCGACUCAACAGUGUGAAGAGCAAGCUCAAUGAUGUUGAGCUGGAGGUAUGGAGUACGCACACAUUCAAUCAGAGCCCAUCACCGGAGAUUGUAUAUAGAAUUCGGCAUGGAUUCAACGUUGAGUUUGUCACACAAGCAUGGACAAAGUUCUACGAGUGCUUGGGAUCCUUCUGCCUUAUCCCUGAUGUGGAGGAGACGCAGCAGCCUCUGAAUACGGUGCAUCUGUGUGAAGCUCCAGGUGCUUUUGUUGUUGCACUCAAUCAUUUCCUCAAGACACACCGGAAGGGGAUAAAGGAGUGGUCGUGGUGUGCAUCAACACUCAAUGUUUACUACGAAGGUAAUGCAUUUGGGAAAAUGAUUUCCGAUGAUCGUUUUAUACACACCACGCUGGAUAAUUGGGAGUUUGGAGCUGAUAAAACUGGUGAUAUUACCUGCAGAGAGAAUGUUGAUCAACUUGUGGAGAGAUGCUCAAACAUGGGACAAAUCCACUUGGUGACUGCUGAUGGAUCUGUUAAUUGCACAGAUGCUCCAGAUUGUCAAGAGGAGCUUGUUUCGCAUCUUCAUCUCGCUGAAACAGUUGCAGCAUUGCGAAUUUUGGCUCUUGGCGGAUGUUUUGUUCUCAAAAUGUUCACCUUCUUUGAAUCAUCCAGCAUCUGUCUGAUCUACCUGCUCACGUGCAUCUUUAAAUCCGUAACGGUGUUUAAGCCAGUAACUUCCAAGGGUGGCAAUUCGGAGGUUUACGUUAUCUGUGAAUACCUCGAAAAUCGUCUCAAUGAGGAUUUUCUCGAAAAAAUGUUCAAAAACAUUUCCAAUAGGAAUGCAGCAUUCUUCCCAGCCGUGCAGCUUCCACGGGAUUUCCUUCAGCAACUCUAUGCGUGUACAGGGAUGUUUUCCAAGUGGCAAAUUGAUGUUAUUGAGGGGAAUAUUGCAUCAUUCGACAGGGAUAACAUUGAUAAAAUGUCUGAGGAUUUGGUAAACUUUAAGCAGGCGGCAUUUUUUGAAUUCUGCAAACGGUACAAAUUGGAGAAUCUCCCGGAAAAGGCUCGAAUCACAAAACCAAAUGUAGUUCCAAGCUAUAUGCGGAGCUCCCCGCGCAUAACUGAAGGAUCAUACACAGAGAGAGUCAUUCAUAAAACUUCCAAUCAGAUUAAGGAGAAUCAUCGUAAAGGAUAUAUACGGUAUAAUGCAUUAAUCUCAUGUUCAGGACAUUCACACCUGUGGACAAGUAGUUCGGAUCACCUCUGUCCAAUGUACGGAAAGCCUUUUAAGAAGAUUUCCUGCAGUGUUUUCAUCCUGUCCGGCUUGCUUUAUCACUUUCUUGAGUGUCAGCGUGAUUGCAUGGUGGCUGCUGAUGAUGAUGCUUCCAUGCCCAAUUGUCGAAUAAUGCGUCGUGAUGAAAAUUCGAUUGUGAUAGAAAUGAAAGCAUUUUGCCACGUAGUGGACCAUCCUCAGUACUUUCGGGACGUUGUAGCUGCAUUGCAGGAAGUGCUAAAGACCAGAGAAAUUCAAAAGAUCUUCCUCAGCAACUUUUGCCCAUUGAGUCAAAUGACUGCGGGUUUAUUGUUUCUCCUCUCCAAGCAGUGGCAAUCGCGAAUUUAUGUAAAUUGCAUUCAAGGAGUGAUUACCAUUGAUGUCAGCAAACAAGAAUUAUUUGAUGCCUACAGAGAUAUUCUGGAUAGCAUUGUGGAGCUGCUUAGCAAGGAGGAUUUGCAGAAAGAGAUUCUUCUAUCUCUCAUUGAUAUUCGGGAUGUUUAUAAAAAUCCUCAUUUUCAUAAAAUCAUCCGAUGCUACAAUAAUCAUUUAAUCAUGAGAAUGUUCCAUGAUCUUAUUUCAUGAGGCGAUGUAAUGAUAAGGUAUAAAAGAUUCGCAUGAAAAUAAUUCAAUUCAAUUUAA
Molecule: messenger RNA, 2245 nt
Organism: Lutzomyia longipalpis
Lineage: Eukaryota; Metazoa; Arthropoda; Insecta; Diptera; Psychodidae
Gene: aft
Product: cap-specific mRNA (nucleoside-2'-O-)-methyltransferase 2
Exons: 3
Coding region: 191-2188 (665 amino acids)
Biological process (GO): 7-methylguanosine mRNA capping
Cellular component (GO): cytoplasm; nucleus
Molecular function (GO): methyltransferase cap1 activity
Source: RefSeq, a predicted model, not a curated record